Neoarthrinium moseri is the source of this 4071-nucleotide messenger RNA. RefSeq lists its product as uncharacterized. Gene Ontology annotation, molecular function: SNARE binding; phosphatidylinositol binding; guanyl-nucleotide exchange factor activity. Gene Ontology annotation, cellular component: plasma membrane; transport vesicle; tubular endosome. Bases 1 to 4071 code for a protein of 1356 amino acids. The record is from RefSeq and is a predicted model, not a curated record. Gene Ontology annotation, biological process: early endosome to late endosome transport. The transcript has 3 exons. NCBI's taxonomy places the organism in Eukaryota, Fungi, Ascomycota, Sordariomycetes, Amphisphaeriales, Apiosporaceae.
AUGCUUCCUCUGAACCCCUUCCUGGCCGCCUUCUUCCGACACGGGAAUCCCACUGCCGCGCAGUGCUCGCCUGUGCACCACUACAUCCUCUUUGUCCCCACGACCGAGUUCUUCCUCACCUCCCGCGAGAUCGAGAGCGGCCAGUCGCCUUCGGAAUUCGUGGCCUCCGAAGACUUCCUGGGCAGCCAUGUGCUCAAGAUCCCCAGUGGCGCCGCCUCGGCGGGAGGGAAGGACUCGAGCGUGGGAAACUUACGGGAGCUAAGGGGCAAGGCGCGCCAGUACAACACCCUCAACGGCCGCAGUGUCGUCGUCAAGGAUGCUUUCGUCUACAGCAAUAAAGGCUUCCGAACUCUGGCCCAGGCCCAGAUACUUAGCGACUCCAUCUGGUACGCCGAUACGCUGGAACCGAAGCAAUGGCUGAUAUACUACAUAUCGCGACCACUGGUGGGCACGUGGGAGGAGGUGCAAGUCCCGAAGGCCGUCUUCUCGCCCGGCAUGGCCAAGAGGAAGAUUGCAGACGCCAGGCAAGCUGCCGCCAUCGAGAAUGGGGAACCAAGCCUGCCGCGGAAAAAGGAGAUCAAGAGCUUCCAUGAUCUGUUGGCCAAUUUUCCGAUAAUCGCCAGACAGAUGCAGGCAGGGCUCGACAAGCUGUUCCGAGAGUUCCACACCGUGUUCGAGAGACCGCUUCCGCCACCCCCGUCCGCUGCCCACAUCCCCGAUCCAACGCCGGACGGUCCGAUCGCUACGGCUAUGAAACAGGUACGGUCUAGCAGUACUCCCGGCCGGCGCGUCAGUGUUAGUGCCAAUGGGUCUGCCUCGAGUCGAAGUCGAGCAACGGAGAACUUCUUUGCCGAGGACGAUGAAGACGUUAUGAGAGCUUCGCUUGAAACGGCUGUGACUACUGCCAUUGAUCUCUUUCAGAACGUGGACAAGCAACAACUCUCCAUGCUCGGUGCCACUACCGAUCUCACGGGCCCUGUAGUUGAACGCCUGAUCGAGAAGUAUGUCGCCGAAAACGUUCAUAGCCUCAUAUGGACCCGGCUUGCUGCCAUGCACCGCGCCGAAGACCUGGAGUUGGAAGCCAAGAUACGUCAAAUGGAGUAUAUCGACAUCUCCCAGCUAGGUCUGGCGAUGGAGGGCGGCCAGAAGGAGAAGCGCGAAUUGACUGUGCGGCUCGGACAGGCAAUCGUAUACUUCGGGGGUAUGUUCACGGCAACGUGCCCUCAAGAGAUGCUGGAAUUGCUGUUGUCAACCAUGAAGGCAGUCGCAACUCUUACUGAACAGCCGAGGCCAGAGAUUGGCGCAACCCCAACGGCCGAAAAGCCCCCUCUCACCGUCAACGCCGACACACUGGUCUCUCUGCUCCUAUACGUGGUCAUAAGGGCUGGUGUCAAGAACCUGCAGGCGCGCCUGCAGUAUAUGAAGCACUUCAUCUUCAUCGACGACGUAGAAAGCGGUGAGAUGGGCUAUGCCCUGAGUACCUUUGAGGCGGGAUUAUCCUACUUGAUGCGAGAUUCGAGCACGCUGAGACGGGCAAGCCGCCGCAAUAAGGAUUUGUGGGAUGCCACAGCCAAGGGUGAUACUGCAGAACUCAAGAAAAUCAUGGAUCCCCAUGCCGAGGCCGUUGAAGAUGAGCCUUUGGAAUCCCCUAUCUCCUGUCAUGCGCCAUCCGUCAGCUGGAGCAUGGUAAACGGGUCAUCGAGAAGGUCGUCCACAGCAUACAGCAUAUCAGAAGCCUAUUCGCAAGGUUCAGGACUCAGUCAUGUCUUCCCUUUUCAGAAUAGCGUGACUGAUGAUUCAUCCUUCACUCCUGCCAAGCGUGUCAAAAAGGUGGCUUUGGAUACUAGGAGCAUGUCUAGCGGCUCGGAAUUCUCGUAUCACUCCAGAGCCGCGAGUAUUGCGACGACGUUAGGCAGCGGCAUAGAGGGUGACACAUCCGUUUCUCGUCUAUGUCAAACACAAGAUUCCUUCGGGGAAUCGAUACCAAUGAUGGCAAUCCAGAACGAGAGGCCCGAGACCUUGAGAUAUCUCCUGUCUCUAAAUGAGUUUUUCCCGGCCGAUGUGAUCCUGCAGGACAGUAACAACCAAGGCACUACACUGCUAAGUGCUGCUGUUCAGCUGGGUCACACCGAGCUGAUUGAUAUUAUCUUGGACUUCAUCAUGGGUGCAACCGACAGAAGGCAUCUCGCCAAGUACAUUGCGCUGCAGGACACCAUGGGCCGCAGCGUCGCGCACUAUCUGUUCCACGCGCCCUUCUUGAUCGGGCGCAUCGGGAAUUUACUCCCAUGGCGGCAAAAGGAUAAAAAUGGGCUGACACCCUUAUUCUCUCUAUGCCGUUCCUAUGACCAUACCAAUUACCACUCCAUGGUGGAAGCUGGACUCGAAGCCGCGACGGAGUCUCAGGGCGAUGGCCAGCCCUUGCACUUGGAUGAUCAUGUCGAUGCCAAGGGCAACACGCUCCUGCACAUUGUGCACGAUGCAUCUCUGACCCUGCGAAUUCUUCAGCAUUGUGACGUGGAUGUCAAUGCAACCAAUGAGAAGAAGUUCUCGGCACUCAUGCUAGCCAGCAAGUACGGCCGUUAUGACAUUGUGCGGGCUCUGUAUGGAGACCAAAGAGUCGACGUCGCGGCAAAAGACCUCCGGGGAUUGACCGCCGUGGAAUUGGCCAAAGAUGACGAAGUUCGCAACAAAAUAGACGACCUCACCCUAUUCUCUAUGCCGGCGGGCGACGAUGCCAGAGUCACAGGUGUCGUGCGGUCGUUUUUCGUGGAAGAUGCCACCAUCCGGCUCGUCAUUAAGUCUGGCGCGCCGAGCGAGAACAACAGUUUUACGAUCACGACGUGCCGCCGCUCCAUGGCAGAUUUUGAGCGUCUCGCAACCCUACUGUCAAUCGAAAAUCCUGCUUCGUGGAUCCCAACCAUCUACAGCCAGCGGACACCCUUUCAGAUCCCAUCGAAACCCUCGAGGGCAGUCUUGAAGGACAUCCAAGUGCGUGCCGACUGGUUUAUCAAGAUCCUGCUUUCACAUCCUACUUUCGCAACCCAUGAAAUGUUAUGGGAGUUUUUCCUUGUGCCCGACCUGCAACCGGACAUGAUAGAGCAGCGUAGCAAGCUAAAAGCUGAGACACGCGUUGAAAACGUACACGACGACUAUGAGCCGCUUGAAGAUCUCCGUGAGGUGGAGCAAUUUGUCGAUCAUGCCCGUGACAUGGUUCGCAGCGUCAACUACUCAACGAAAAGUGUUGCGCGACGAACCAACGGGCUAUCAGUGGCGAGUACUGACCUCUACGAAGCAGCAAGUCUCCUCAACAAACAAGUUGGCAACCUACCUUUCCUGCCACAAACACAUAUUUCUGCGUUUGAUGCAUAUGUCCGGACUCUACUACCUCUGCAGUCCGCCCCGACGCAAACACUCCAUUCUACAUUUUUGGCCAUUCAGUCGACCAUGACAGCUAUGCUAGCGGCACUCGCGCGCCCGCCACAGAUUGUCGCCCAGAUCCAAGCAUCUCGUCGGGCUAUCGAACGUUCAUACAACUCGCUCAACCGCUCUACCCGUUGGCCGUUGGGCCUCCUGGACGACACACGGCAGAGGAUCAAUGAGGACAGGGAGGAGAGGGCGCGUGAAAAACAGAAGGAGGUCGACGAGCUGAGUCGGGAACUACGAUACACUCAACAGGUUGUCGCCGGCGAGCUCGCCGGUUGGCAAGACAUGCACGAGAAAAUGGGCAAGCGUGCCAUGCGGGAUUUCGCGAGAAAUAUGGUUGUUCUUGAACGUGAACGUCUGGCUGGCUUGAACCGAGCAAUCCGCAAACUCCGAGAGGUUCCCACAGGCCCAGUAUUCCGGAUGGACUCUGUAGGUGGGCCACAGGCGGAGGAAGUAAUCGAUGAGCUGGAAGCUCGACGCCAGAUGGAGAGUGUGGUCGACUCUGGGAUCAUUGAUUCCCUUGCGCCGCAGAUAGAGGAUGAGGCAGGGCCCUCAACAGUUGGUUCGACGGACGGAGGCGAUCCUAGUGGUGCCAGUGGUGAGUCCAGUGCGACAGGCCCAGCACUUUCUGGGAAUGAGCCGCGGUAA